Molecule: messenger RNA, 585 nt
Organism: Rotaria sp. Silwood2
Lineage: Eukaryota; Metazoa; Rotifera; Eurotatoria; Philodinida; Philodinidae
Source: the annotation of a GenBank genome assembly
AUGUCAUCAUCUGAUAAAGCAAUUCUGAGUCAAUUUCAACUUGAAAAUGGUUGUUUACUUGGUGGACCUGUUGAAAUUCCAUUAAUUAUAAAUAUUCGUCAAUUAAAUAGUGUUGCUAAUGGACUUAUACAAGCACAACAAACAUUAUUAAAUAAUAAUGAAUUAAUUCCAUAUUCAUUUUAUAUUGAUGAUAUUGAAAUAAAAGAAUCAUUAGAAAAAUAUUUUCAAGAUCAAACAAAUAAACAAGCAUUUGAAAAAACUUUAAAUAUAACUUGUGUACCGAAAGCAAGAUUUCAAGUUAUACCUGUUGAAAGAUGUACAGCAACAAUUGAAGGACAUCUUGAAGCUAUAACUGUUUUACAAUUUAGUCCAAAUGGAAAAUUAUUAGCAUCAGGUAGUGGUGAUACAACUGUUAGAUUUUGGGAUUUAAAUACACAAACACCUUUGGAUGAAUAUGGAAAAGCACAUCAACAUUGGAUAUUAUGUUUAAGUUGGGCACCAAAUGGAAAAAUUGUAGCAUCAUCAUGUAAACAAGGUCUUAUUGGAUUAUGGAUUGGUGCAACUGGUAAACAAUAUGGUAAAUAA